Messenger RNA from Dioscorea cayenensis subsp. rotundata (Guinea yam), 436 nucleotides. RefSeq names its product electron transfer flavoprotein beta subunit lysine methyltransferase-like. NCBI's taxonomy places the organism in Eukaryota, Viridiplantae, Streptophyta, Magnoliopsida, Dioscoreales, Dioscoreaceae. The record is from RefSeq and is a predicted model, not a curated record.
AUGAAUUCAUUUUCUGAGAAUAGAGAAGACACACAUGACUCGGCCACUGGCCGAGUCCUGACAGGAGCCUGGCUCUGGGACUCAGCAAUCCAACUCGCUCACUUCCUCAUAACUCGCCAACUCACCAAAACCAUCCUCGAACUCGGCGCCGAUACUGGCCUCACUGCCGCCCUCUUAAGCGCCACCGCGCGCGUCAUCCUCACCGACCUUCCUCCUCUCCUCCCCUCCAUCCGCCGCAACGCCAUGGCUAACGGCCUCGAAGCCUGCGUUGAGGUGAAGGAGCUUGACACGGCGGCGCUGGGGAAGUUUGACAUUGUGCUCAUGUCCGACGUGUUUUACGAUCCGGAGGAGAUGGAAAGUUUGGGGAGGUUUCUCCGGCGAGUUUCUGGAGAGAAUACUAGGUUUUGGGCUGCUACUAUACUGAGGUGAGUGCUUG